AUGCUCGGUCUGUGCCUUUACGUCCCCGUGUCUAACUCGGACCCGAUCGAAGUGGAAUAUUUCGAGUCUAACGGACUUCCGUCGGAGCUGAAGUCUCUUUUUAACAAGCUCAGCGUGUUCCUGCCGUCCCAGGAGUUUUCAGCCUACCAACGAUGGCGAGAGAAAAUAUUACAAAGGGAAGAAAACGGCUCGGACGGGCAGCUGGACUUCGAGGAGUUUGUUCACUAUCUACAAGACUACGAGAAAGACCUGAAGCUCGUGGUGAAGAGUCUCGACAGGAAGAAUGCAGGCCGCGUUGACCCCAAAGAGUUCAUGCAGUCUCUCCGUGACCUCGGUGUGCAUAUUUCUCUGCAGCAUGCAGAAAAAGUCCUUAAGAGCAUGGAUAAGAAUGGGAUGAUAACCAUCAGCAGUAAAGAUUGGAGCAAAUGUGCCGUGGUGGAGAAGACGGAGAGCAUUCCUGAGAUCAUCCUGUACUGGAAACACUCCACGAUAUUCGAUGUUGGGGAGAACCUCAUGGUCCCUGAUGACUUCACCAUUGAGGAGAAGCAGACUGGGAUGUGGUGGAGGCAUCUGGUUGCAGGUGGAGGAGCGGGAGCUGUUUCGAGGACCUGCACCGCCCCCUUAGACCGACUCAAAGUCAUGAUGCAGGUUUAUGGAUCCCGAACCAACAACAUGUGCAUCAUGAGCGGGCUCAUGCAGAUGAUCAAAGAAGGUGGUACGAGGUCCUUGUGGCGAGGAAAUGGAGUGAACGUCCUCAAAAUCGCCCCCGAAUCAGCCCUCAAGUUCAUGGCUUACGAGCAGAUCAAGCAUUUAAUUGGCAGCGAUAAGGAGACUCUGAGCAUCCUGGAGCGAUUCGUUGCAGGGUCUUUGGCGGGAGUGAUCGCCCAGAGCACAAUCUACCCCAUGGAGGUGCUUAAAACCCGUCUCGCCCUGAGACAGACCGGCCAGUACGCUGGUAUUACAGACUGCGCCAAGAAGAUCUUCAGGCGAGAAGGUCUGGGAGCGUUUUAUAAAGGAUACAUCCCCAACAUGCUGGGCAUCGUCCCCUACGCAGGCAUCGACCUCGCCGUGUACGAGACGCUGAAAAACGCCUACCUCCAGCAGUACAGCACCCACGGCACAGACCCCGGUGUGUUCGUCCUGCUGGCCUGCGGCACCGUCUCCAGCACCUGCGGCCAGCUCGCCAGUUACCCCCUGGCUCUCAUCCGAACCCGCAUGCAGGCGCAAGCUGUGGUGGAGGGCGGCCAGCAGCAUCAGGUGACCAUGUCCGGCCUCUUCAGGCAGAUCCUGCAGAACGAGGGGCCCACAGGGCUCUACAGAGGCCUGGCCCCCAACUUCCUCAAAGUCAUCCCCGCUGUGAGCAUCAGCUACGUGGUGUACGAGCACCUGAAGACACAGCUGGGAGUGACCUCGCGGUGAGACUCCCCUCCCCACUCUCCGAAGGCUCAUGCUAAGAAUCCCCCCAGGGGCCUUGGGGCCCCUCCGGAGGUUCAUGGAGCCGUUUCAUUCUGUGAAUGUCAGCUGAUGAAAGGACACAGCGAUGUGGAGGAUAUGGACUCUGAGCUGUCGUUACUGCUGCUAUUAUGUUGGAAGAGGAACUGAAUGGUGACUGUAUGUGAAGUGGGGACCAAAUAUUUGUCCUUAAAUCCUGGUUGAUAAAGCAUUAAAAUGCACUGAAGGGAAUUAUGAUAUUCCAGAUGGGUGGAUUCUUUUGCACACUUAACUUCCCUCCACCCC
Molecule: messenger RNA, 1737 nt
Organism: Archocentrus centrarchus (flier cichlid)
Lineage: Eukaryota; Metazoa; Chordata; Actinopteri; Cichliformes; Cichlidae
Gene: slc25a25a
Product: solute carrier family 25 member 25a
Exons: 10
Coding region: 1-1419 (472 amino acids)
Biological process (GO): transmembrane transport
Cellular component (GO): mitochondrial inner membrane
Molecular function (GO): calcium ion binding
Source: RefSeq, a predicted model, not a curated record